Molecule: messenger RNA, 900 nt
Organism: Dichotomopilus funicola
Lineage: Eukaryota; Fungi; Ascomycota; Sordariomycetes; Sordariales; Chaetomiaceae
Exons: 4
Coding region: 1-900 (299 amino acids)
Molecular function (GO): oxidoreductase activity
Source: RefSeq, a predicted model, not a curated record
AUGUCGGCCUCCCACUUCAAUGAGGACGGCAGCUUCCAAGCUGUGCCUCAGAAGGCGCAAUCUCAAAACCUUCCCGGUCUUGAGAAGAACAUGGAGCCGGCCAGCCAGGCAACCAAACUCGAGGGCGCGGGGCAGGCCUAUGAGUAUCUUGCGGCGGGCAAGCUCAAGGGUUGCAAAUCACUCAUCACAGGCGGAGACUCCGGGAUUGGCCGCUCGGUAGCUGUACUCUAUGCGCGCGAGGGCGCCGACGUUAGCAUCGUGUACUUGCCCCAGGAGCAGUCUGAUGCCGAGGAUACCAAGAAGAUGGUGGAAAAGGAGGGACAGAAGUGUCUACUAAUCCCCGGGGACUUGAUGGACUACAGCAAAUGCAAAGAUGCAGUGCAAAAGCAUGUGGACGCCUUUGGCGACCUACAUGUACUCGUCAACAAUGCCUCGAAACAGAUCAUGUGCGAGGAGUUUGCUGAUAUCAAUAUGGAGAACGUCGAAAGCACGUUCCGUAGCAACAUUCUGCAGAUGUUUGCCGUGACCAAAUACGCGUUGCCGCAUAUGAAGAAGGGAGGAUCCAUCAUCAACACAACCUCGACCGUCGCCUUCCGCGGCACUGCGGCCAUGGUCGACUACGCAGCCACCAAAGGCGCUAUCGUGUCUUUCACGCGGGCGCUGGCCAAAAAUUUGAUGCCCAAAGGCAUCCGCGUCAACGCAAUUGCUCCCGGACCCGUGCACACACCUCUACAACCGGCGUCGCGGCCGGCCGAGCAGAUGGAAGGGUUUGGGGGCAAAUCGGGGAUUGGGCGGAUCGGCCAGCCAAGUGAGAUCGCGCCGAGUUUUGUGUUUUUGGCGAGUAAGGAUGCGGAACUGUAUUAUGGGCAGGUGUUGCAUGCGUAUCCGUUGGGGGAUUAG